AUGAGCCAUCCAGAGACUGGCUUCCAGAAAGAGCUGGACACAGCCUUUGGAGCCCUCCGACAAGCCGCCAAACUCAGCCAGCUCAUCGUCUCUUCCCACGACAAGGGCACCGUCACAAAGGAGGAUCUCAGUCCGGUCACGAUCGCUGAUUUCGCCGUCCAGGCCCUCCUGAUUUCCACUUUUAAAGAUGCAUUCCCCGAGGACACGUUUGUAGGAGAAGAAGAUGCCGCCGAUUUGCGAGCCAACGAGGCGCUGCUGAGCCGCGUCUGGGACCUCCUCAACACCAUUGCCCAGGACGACGACACCCAGAGAGGCGCCUGCAAGCUGCCCCAGUCCAAGGACCACAUAUGCGAUCUGAUUGACCAGGCGGGCACGAGCCGUCCGGGUGGUCCGGGAUCGGGCAGGGUCUGGGUGUUUGAUCCAAUCGACGGCACCAAGACGUAUCUGAGAGGCGAGCUGUAUGCCAUCAAUAUCGGCCUGAUUGUCGACGGCAAGCAGACCCUGGGAGUUAUUGCGGGACCGAACCUGUCGCUGAAUCAGAAGGGUCCCCUGCGUAACAGCGACAUCGACCCUGAAGGCAAGGGCUGCAUCGUGUAUGCCGUCAAAGGUCACGGCGCCUAUGCGCGCUCUUUACAUGGGGAGUCGUCUGUGAUACAGCUACAGAAACAAACCACAACCCAGGAUCUCAGCUUCGUGACGUGCACCGGUCUGGUUGAUUCGGCCCUCGACGGUGUUCACGAAGUAGUUGCUCAGCGCCUGGGCGUCCCAUUCCCCGGGAGCGAUCUCGUGCCCUGGGUCUUGCGAUGGGCUUCCAUGGCUCUGGGCAUCGGCAACACGACUGUCUGGGUGUACAAGCGCCGUGAUCGCUAUGCCAAAGUAUGGGACCAUGCGGGCGCUAUGCUGCUGUUUGAAGAGACAGGCGGCAAGAUCACGGACGUGCACGGCAAGGACAUUGACUUGUCGGCCGGGAGGAAGAUGAGUGCCAACUUUGGUUUCGUGGCUGCGCCGGUAGCGGUCCAUGAGAGAGUCCUCAAGACUGUGCAUGAUGUGCUGAAGGAUCAGGGGCGGGAGGAGUUUCUGCAAUAG
This is a messenger RNA of Trichoderma citrinoviride, 1086 nucleotides long. RefSeq names its product carbohydrate phosphatase. Gene Ontology annotation, biological process: sulfate assimilation. The transcript has a single exon. Gene Ontology annotation, molecular function: 3'(2'),5'-bisphosphate nucleotidase activity. The record is from RefSeq and is a predicted model, not a curated record. The coding region runs from base 1 to 1086 and encodes 361 amino acids. Lineage: Eukaryota; Fungi; Ascomycota; Sordariomycetes; Hypocreales; Hypocreaceae.